Messenger RNA from Perognathus longimembris pacificus (Pacific pocket mouse), 1266 nucleotides. RefSeq names its product cyclin dependent kinase 5 regulatory subunit 1 (gene Cdk5r1). Gene Ontology annotation, molecular function: cyclin-dependent protein serine/threonine kinase activator activity; protein kinase binding. Gene Ontology annotation, biological process: activation of protein kinase activity; brain development; positive regulation of cyclin-dependent protein serine/threonine kinase activity. NCBI's taxonomy places the organism in Eukaryota, Metazoa, Chordata, Mammalia, Rodentia, Heteromyidae. Gene Ontology annotation, cellular component: protein kinase 5 complex; cytoplasm. The record is from RefSeq and is a predicted model, not a curated record.
CCCCCGCCGGGCGCGCAGCGGCACCAUGGGCACGGUGCUGUCCCUGUCCCCCAGCUACCGCAAGGCCACGCUGUUUGAGGAUGGCGCGGCCACCGUGGGCCACUACACGGCGGUGCAGAACAGCAAGAACGCCAAGGACAAGAACCUGAAGCGGCACUCCAUCAUCUCCGUGCUGCCCUGGAAGAGGAUCGUGGCCGUGUCGGCCAAGAAGAAGAACUCCAAGAAGGUGCAGCCCAACAGCAGCUACCAGAACAAUAUCACGCACCUCAACAAUGAGAACCUGAAGAAGUCGCUGUCGUGCGCCAACCUGUCCACGUUCGCCCAGCCCCCGCCGGCCCAGCCGCCCGCGCCCCCGGCCAGCCAGCUCUCGGGCUCCCAGACCGGGGGCUCCUCGUCCGUCAAGAAGGCCCCGCACCCCGUGGUCAGCUCGGCGGGGACGCCCAAGCGGGUCAUCGUCCAGGCGUCCACCAGCGAGCUGCUGCGCUGCCUGGGCGAGUUCCUCUGUCGCCGGUGCUACCGCCUGAAGCACCUGUCCCCCACGGACCCCGUGAUCUGGCUGCGCAGCGUGGACCGCUCGCUGCUGCUGCAGGGCUGGCAGGACCAGGGCUUCAUCACGCCGGCCAACGUGGUCUUCCUCUACAUGCUCUGCAGGGAUGUGAUCUCCUCCGAGGUGGGCUCGGACCGCGAGCUCCAGGCCGUCCUGCUGACCUGCCUGUACCUCUCCUACUCCUACAUGGGCAACGAGAUCUCCUACCCGCUCAAGCCUUUCCUGGUGGAGAGCUGCAAGGAGGCCUUUUGGGACCGCUGCCUCUCCGUCAUCAACCUCAUGAGCGCCAAGAUGCUGCAGAUCAACGCCGACCCGCACUACUUCACACAGGUGUUCUCCGACCUGAAGAACGAGAGCGGCCAGGAGGACAAGAAGCGCCUCCUCCUCGGGCUCGAUCGGUGAGCUCCGGAGCCCGCAACACGGCUCAAGGAUUCCAUUCACUUUUAAAAAUUUAUAACUGAAACAAAUCAAAUUUUGUGUACAGUAUGUGUCUAGCGAAGCCACCGAGGGCCUCUCCCUGCCUAUGUUUUCUCCUUGGGGUUUUGUUUUGGUUUUUGGUUUUGUUUUGUUCCCAUCCCCCUCCCCCAGACCUGUCAAGGAAGUCUGGGGACUUUUGAACUCAUGAACCUUGUGCAAACCCAGAGGAUGCGUUUAGAGCCACCCUGGCCGCAGACCUCUCGCUCUGGGGAACUCGGGGACUGAGCCGCCCCUGCCCACCU